Mustela erminea (ermine) is the source of this 3158-nucleotide messenger RNA. RefSeq names its product arylsulfatase family member I (gene ARSI). The record is from RefSeq and is a predicted model, not a curated record. NCBI's taxonomy places the organism in Eukaryota, Metazoa, Chordata, Mammalia, Carnivora, Mustelidae. The transcript is spliced from 2 exons. Bases 572 to 2299 code for a protein of 575 amino acids.
UUUUCGCAUUCUCUCCCGCGGUGUCCCCUCCCGCCCCCAGCCCCGCCCAACCCGUGCCUCCCUCCCCUUCCCCGCUGGGGUCCUGCCCGCCUCCCUGCGGGGAGCCCGACUGUUCUCAGGACUCGGGCGGGGCGAGAGGCAGGGCCGGGGGCUGGAGGGUCGGGAGGAGGAGGAAAGGAAAGCAGAGGCGAGAGAAAUUAGGAGGCGGGAGAAAUCGAGGGCUAAUAGGAAGGGGAGAGUCAGAGGAUGGUGGAGAGCACUUUUUGGAAGCAGCCACGCCGAGUCUCAGGCUGGCCCGGCUGAGCUGGGGAAGAGGGAGCGAGGGCGGUGCAGGGCGGGCGCGCGGGCGGCGGGAGGCAGCUCUACGCGGGCCUGACCUCCCCAGAGCGCCCCGCUGCGGCCGCGCAGGUCCCCCCUCCGGUCCUGAUCCAACUUCUGGGCUGCCCCCGGGGCCGCUGAACGAUCUCGCAGCGUCCAGGCGGGCCAGCCGGCCGUUGUGCGGGCCGUGCGCCCUGGGCGCGCGAGGCGGUGAGGCCCCGGGAACCCUGUGCGCCCGGACGCGCGGGCCGGCAUGGCGAUGCACGCCCUCACUGGCUUCUCGCUGGUCAGCCUGCUCAGCUUCGGCUACCUGUCCUGGGACUGGGCCAAGCCGAGUCUGGUGGCUGACGGGCCUGGGGAGGCCGGUGUGGAGCAGCCUACGGCCGCUCCACCCCAGCCUCCCCAUAUCAUCUUCAUCCUCACCGACGACCAGGGCUACCACGACGUGGGCUACCACGGCUCCGAUAUCGAGACCCCUACACUGGACCGGCUGGCAGCCGAGGGUGUCAAGCUGGAGAAUUAUUAUAUUCAGCCCAUCUGCACGCCUUCGCGGAGCCAACUUCUCACUGGCAGGUACCAGAUCCACACCGGACUUCAACACUCCAUCAUCCGCCCUCGGCAGCCUAACUGCCUGCCCCUGGACCAGGUGACGCUGCCCCAGAAGCUGCAGGAGGCAGGCUACUCCACCCACAUGGUGGGCAAGUGGCACCUGGGCUUCUACCGGAAGGAGUGCCUUCCCACUCGCCGGGGCUUCGACACCUUCCUGGGCUCGCUCACCGGCAACGUGGACUACUACACCUACGACAACUGUGACGGGCCCGGGGUGUGUGGCUUUGACCUGCACGAGGGCGAGAGCGUGGCCUGGGGGCUCAGCGGCCAGUACUCCACCAUGCUCUACGCCCAGCGGGUCAGCCACAUCCUCGCUAGCCACAGCCCCCGGCGGCCCCUCUUCCUCUACGUGGCCUUCCAGGCCGUGCACACGCCCUUGCAGUCCCCUCGCGAGUACCUGUACCGCUACCGCGGCAUGGGCAAUGUGGCCCGGCGCAAGUACGCGGCCAUGGUAACCUGCAUGGAUGAGGCCGUGCGCAACAUCACCGGGGCCCUCAAGCGCUACGGUUUCUACAACAACAGUGUCAUCAUCUUCUCUAGCGACAACGGUGGCCAGACCUUCUCCGGGGGUAGCAACUGGCCGCUGCGAGGACGCAAGGGCACUUACUGGGAAGGGGGUGUGCGUGGCCUCGGCUUCGUCCACAGCCCCCUGCUCAAGCGAAAGCGCCGGACAAGCCGGGCGCUGGUGCACAUCACUGACUGGUACCCGACCCUGGUGGGUCUGGCAGGUGGCACUGCCUCGGCGGCGGAUGGGCUAGACGGCUAUGACGUGUGGCCCACCAUCAGUGAGGGCCGGGCCUCGCCGCGCACAGAGAUCCUGCACAAUAUCGACCCCCUCUACAACCAUGCCCGGCAUGGCUCCCUGGAGGCUGGCUUUGGCAUCUGGAACACGGCUGUGCAGGCUGCCAUCCGCGUGGGUGAGUGGAAGCUGCUCACAGGGGACCCUGGCUAUGGGGAUUGGAUCCCACCGCAGACGCUGGCCGCCUUUCCCGGCAGCUGGUGGAACCUCGAGCGCAUGGCCAGUGCCCGCCAGGCAGUGUGGCUCUUCAACAUCAGCGCUGACCCCUACGAACGGGAGGACCUGGCUGGCCAACGGCCCGAUGUGGUCCGUGCCCUUCUGGCCCGUCUGGUGGACUAUAACCGCACAGCCAUCCCUGUGCGCUACCCAGCUGAGAAUCCGCGGGCCCAUCCCGACUUUAAUGGGGGUGCUUGGGGGCCCUGGGCCAGUGAUGAGGAAGAAGAGGAAGAGGAGGAAGAGGAAGGCAGGGCUCGAAGCUUCUCCCGAGGGCACCGCAAGAAAAAAUGCAAGAUUUGCAAGCUUCGAUCCUUUUUUCGUAAACUCAACACCAGGCUGAUGUCCCAGCGGAUCUGAUGGGGGGGACGUCAUGAUCUCUGUCCCCCUAGAUGUACUUACCCAAUCAGGCCUGGCCCUGCCCCACCCCACCAAGGGGCCUGAGGUCAAAUCCCCACCUGUAGGGAAAUGGGGCAGAGAGAUCCUCCAUUGAAGGGUGGGGAGCUUGGCCUGGGGGAGAAUAAACUAGACACGGUUGCCUGGAUUCCAGUCCCACCUCUCCAUUGACUUGCUCUGUGACCUCAAGUGGCCUGCGUGAGCUCUCAGGGCCUCCGUGUCUUGCUCGGUGAAAGAGCUGUAAUGACUUGGUGGCUCCGUGGAGUGAACCUGGCGCCUGGGGCCAUGAUGGAGUUCCCGUUGACCUUGCCACCUCCCAGCUCUUCGAGGACCUUGCCCUUGAAGCCUGCACCUCUGGGAUACUGCUUGGGUGAGGGGCCACAUGGAGGCGUCUCUAGGCCUGGACCCUCGCUGAGGCAUGGUGGUCGGGCCAGAGUGCUGAGGGCAGAAGUGGAGGGAUAGGGGCUGACUUUCCUGGUCCUCCCAUGGCUUGGGCCAAUCUCGAGGCCAGACAAGUGCUGGGAGCUAUGGGAGAAAGCUCUCCUUCUGGCCCCUAGCACCCAGAGGACAGACUGGGCUGUUAGCUACAGCAGGAUCAAGGGUGAUGGGAACAGCUGUGAAAAGAGCUCUGAACUAACAAUCAGGACACUGGGUGCUGCUUUGACCUUGGACCCAACCUUUCCCCUUUGGGCCUUGAUUUCCCCAUCUGCAAAUGGGGUUGUUAGCCCUAGCUCCGCCUACCUCACAGGGCUAUAGAGAUAUACCGGCCAAGGUAAUGGUUGUGGAGGAGCCCAUGAACUUGAUUAAAAUGCAGUCACAUGGA